GAGAUUGGAGGGCCAGGGACGCCUGGUGGCCUCUCACCUGUUUUUCCGGCAAGGUGAAUCUGAUGAGAUAGGGUUGAUUUUAGGGCACCAAGAGUAUCAACCCACCGAUUCUUUUCGGUUUUUGGUCAAAAAUCUGAAGAAAACAAAAAGCGGCCGCUGUGUGUCUAAUCUGUGUGUGUCUCUGUUUUUUGUGUCUUUCACGUGUCUAAUAAUUGUUACACUGACAAUGGGACAGAUGGUGACGACCCCACUUAGUCUGACAUUAGAUCAUUGGACAGAAGUAAGGACAAGGGCACAUAAUUUGUCAGUAGAAGUUAAGAAAAGACCUUGGCAGACCUUCUGCAUCUCCGAGUGGCCCACCUUCAAUGUUGGGUGGCCCCCGGAGGGGACCUUUGAUCUUUCCACUUUAUUAGCAGUAAAAGCUGUUGUCUUCCAGGAUUCGUCUCAAGGACACCCAGAUCAGCAACCCUACAUUUUAGUCUGGCAAGAGUUGGUGGAGAACCCACCGCCCUGGGUAAAGCCCUAGGUGCAAAAGAAAAUGGGCCCUCGAGUUUUAGCUGCCCAGACCCAACCUCAGAGCAAGGAAAAAGAAACUACUAAAGUUCACCCUGACACUCAAGAUUUGCUUAUGGUUGAUGAUCCCCCUCCUUACCCUCCUGCCCCUACGGCACCUCUGGCACCGGCACCGCCAGCCCCGGAGCCCCCAGCACCCUCAGUCCCUGAUGCUGAGGCAGUGGGGCCAGCUCUGGGACCUGCCCAGGGAACUUGGCGCCGCCGAGGGGCCACCUUGGACCCACCGGGUAUUUUUCCUCUCUGGUCUUAUGGAGUUCCCAUCCUCGGGGAAGAGGGGGACCUGCCUUUCCAACCUCUGCAAUAUUGGCCGUUUUCCUCUGCCAAUUUAUAUAAUUGGAAAGCUAACCACCCUCCCUUUUCAGAGGAACCACAAAGACUAACUGGGCUGAUAGAGUCCCUGAUGUUUUCUCACCAGCCCACUUGGGAUGACUGUCAGCAGCUUUUGCAGGUGCUCUUCACCACGGAAGAGAGAGAGAGGAUCCUCCUGGAGGCACGAAAGAACGUGCCUGGAACCAACGGACGACCAUUGCAACUCCCUCAUGACAUAGAGAGGGGGUUCCCGUUGACCAGACCCAACUGGGACUUUAAUUCUCCAGAAGGUAGGGAGCGACUAACCAUCUAUUGCCAGGCUCUGGUGGCGGGUCUCCGUGGGGCCACAAGACACCCCACCAAUUUGGCCAAGGUAAGAGAGGUCAGUCAGGGAGCCACUGAGGCACCCGCAGUGUUCUUAGAACGCUUGAUGGAAGCCUUCAGGCGGUAUACUCCCUUUGAUCCCACUUCUGAGGAGCACAGUGCAUCAGUGGCCCCUGCUUUUAUCGGACAGUCAGCACCCAACAUUAGAAAGAAGCUUCAGAGAUUAGAGGGCCUACAGGAUUUAUCAUUGAAAGAUUUAGUAAAAGAGGCUGAGAAAGUUUAUCACAAGAGGGAGACUGAGGAAGAGAAAGAGUUAAGGAAAGAGAAGGAAAGAGAAAGUAAAGAGGAAAAAAGAGAUAGGAAGCAUGAGAAGAAUUUAACAAGGAUCUUGGCCGCAGUAGUAGAAGGUAAGGGAUGCCCACCCUCUAGUGGCAGAAUUAGGAAGGCAGAGAACCUGGGCAACUGGAUCCCUUUAGAGAAGGACCAAUGUGCAUACUGCAAAGAAAAGGGGCAUUGGGAGUAAGAAUGCGCUAAGAAGCCACCGCGGGGACCUCCGAAGAAGGUGUCUCUGCUAAAGGAUGAAGAUUAGGGAAGACGGGGCUAGGAGCCCCUCCCUGAGCCCACGGUAACCCUGAAGGUGGAGGGGCAACCCGUUGAGUUUCUGGUGGACACUGGUGCUCAACAUUCUGUACUGACCCAAGCUAAGGGCCCCCUCUCUGGCAAAAAGUCUUGGGUGCUUGGGGCUACGGGCCAGAAACAAUAUGCGUGGACUACCCUAAGAACAGUAGACUUAGGAGUGGGAUGAGUAAACCACUCAUUCCUUGUCAUACCGGAAUGCCCCACACCCCUGUUAGGAAGAGACAUCUUGACAAAAGUUGGGGCCUAAAUAUCCUUUCAGGCUGAAGACACUCGAGUGACUAAUCGGGAGAAAAAACCUUUGGGCCUAAGUAUCCUGACCAUAAGAUUAGAAGACGAGUACCACCUUUUUAAGGAACCAGAACCCUCCUGAGUUAGUCAGGGGUGGCUUAACCAGUUUCCAGGGGCCUGGGCGGAGAUGGCGGGUAUGGGGCUUGCUGUGAACCAGCCCCCUGUGGUCAUAGAAUUGAAAGCUUCAGCCUUACCAGUAACUGUGAGACAAUAUCCAAUGAGUAAAGAAGCCAGAGAUGGAAUUAGGCCCCAUAUCCAGAGGCUCAUAGAGCAGGGGAUAUUAGUAAAAUGUAAAUCCCCAUGGAACACUCCCUUGCUGCGUGUAAAGAAAGCGGGAACAGGAGAUUAUUGACCAGUGCAAGAUUUAAGAGAAGUUAAUAAGAGGAUACAGGACAUUCAUCCCACUGUGCCGAACCCUUAUAACCUGCUAAGCUCUCUGGCCCCGGAAAACACCUGGUAUACAGUCUUAUAUUUAAAAGACGCCUUCUUUUAUUUGCGCCUACACCAGAAUAGCCAACCGCUGUUUGCUUUUGAGUGGAAAGACCCCUCCACAGGAACUACUGGGCAAUUGACCUGGACUCGCUUGCCACAAGGAUUCAAGAAUUCGCCCACCCUCUUCGACGAGGCUUUACAUCAGGACUUCGCCUUUUACCAAGCCUCCAACCCACAGGUAACUUUGUUACAAUAUGUCGAUGACUUAUUAAUAGCAGCCCCUACUCGGAAAGCCUGCCAAGAGGCCACUGGAGCCCUUUUGAGUGAACUUGCUAAAUUGGGGUAUAGGGCAUCUGCCAAAAAGGCACAGAUCUGUCAACAACAAGUGACUUAUUUGGGAUAUUCCCUGAGAGAGGGGAAAAGGUGGCUUACUGAAGCUCGAAAGCAGACUGUGACGCAGAUCCCGGUUCCCACUACUCCACGCCAGGUUCGCGAGUUUCUGGGGAUGGCAGAGUUUUGUAGACUGUGGAUACCCAGAUAUGCCACCUUAGCCGCCCCUCUAUAUCCCCUAACCAAAGGAGCGGCCCCGUUUGUUUGGGGACCUGAACAACAGCAGGCCUUUGAUGAUAUUAAGAGGGCCCUCCUGUCGGCACCCGCUCUGGCAUUGCCAGAUGUGACUAAGCCGUUUGUCCUUUUUGUGGAUGAACGGAGUGGAGUGGCUCGAGGAGUGUUGACCCAACAAUGGGGACCUUGAAAGAGACCUGUCGCCUACUUGUCAAAGAAAUUGGACCCAGUGAGUAGCGGAUGGCCUGCCUGUUUGAGAGUCAUGGCGGCCAUGGCCCUCUUGGUUAAGGAUUCUGACAAACUAAUGCUGGGGCAAAAGCUCAUUGUGGUUGCUCCACAUGCGCUGGAAAGCGUAAUUCGGCAACCACCCGAAAGAUGGAUGUCGAAUGCCAGAAUGACUCACUACCAAACCUUGCUCCUAAAUCGCAAUCAUGUGGAAUUUGCCCCGCCCACCAUCCUAAACCCGGCUUCUCUGCUUCCUGAUCCGGGGAAAGAAGUACUCCAUACCUGCCAGGAAAUCCUGGCUGAGGAGACAGGGACCUGCUGGGACUUAUGAGAUCAGCCCCUAGAAGGACCGGGACUACUGACUUGGUACACAGAUGAGAGCAGUUACAUCAUGGGAGGUAAGAGGAUAGCGGGAGCAGCAGUAGUGGAUGAUGACUGGAUCGUGUGGGCCAGCGGACUCCCAACGGGCACUUCUGCACAGUGAGCAGAACUCGUCGCCCUGACUCAGGCUCUAAGGAUGGCAGAAGGUAAGAGACUUAAUGUCUACACUGACAGCCGAUAUGCUUUUGCCACCGCUCAUAUACACGGGGCUAUUUAUAGACAAAGAGGGCUAUUAACUUUUGCCGGGAAAGAUGUUAAAAACAAACAGGAAAUUUUAGAUUUGUUGGAAGCCAUCCAUAGGCCUAAGGAAGUAGCAAUAAUACAUUGCCCUGGACAUCAGAAAGAUGACUCUCCAAUAGCUCAAGGAAACCGGAGGGCAGACCAAGCCGCAAAACAAGCAGCUCAGAGAAUGAACAUCUUACCCCUCCAGGUGUACCCGGAAGCAACAUGUAUUAAGAGCUUCCAGUAUACACCCGAGGAUUUCGCUCGGAUGGACAAGCUGGGGUUCCAAAAAUCUUCACCCCUUGGAACUAUGUCAGGAAAUGGGAAAAAUAUUCUGCCCCAGAAAGAGGCAGGAGAAUAUUUGAGGCAACUACAUCAAUUGACACAUUUAGGGGCCAAGAACCUAAAAGCCCUGGUUCAACACUCCCCUUAUCAUAUCAUUGGUUUGGAAAAAAUGGCAGACGAGGUGGUGAAGAAUUGUGUUCCUUGCCAAUUAGUAAAUGUGAAUAAACAUCAAGUGAUAUGCGGAAAAAGGCUUCGCAGAGAUCGACCGGGAGCUUACUGGGAAGUUGACUUCACUGAAAUUAAGCCUGCUAAGUACGGACAUAAGUACCUUUUAGUUUUUUUAGAUACUUUUUCAGGAUAGACAGAGGCUUUCCCCACCAAGACCGAGACAACCCAGACAGUAUCCAAAAAGAUACUUGAAGAAAUAUUUCCAAGGUUCGGAAUCCCCAAGGUAAUCAGUUCCGAUAAUGGUCCUGCCUUCGUUGCCCAAGUAAGUCAGGGAUUGGCCAAGAUCCUGGGGACAGAUUGGAAACUGCAUUGUGCAUACAGGCCCCAGAGCUCAGGACAGGUAGAAAGGAUGAAUAGAACUCUAAAAGAGACCUUGACUAAAUUAUCCAUAGAGACUGGUUUGUGUGAUUAGUUGGUCCUCCUUCCCUUCACUUUAUUUCAAGUCCAAAACACUCCUGGCCACUUUGGGCUAACACCCUUUGAGAUAAUGUUUGGGGCCCCGGCUCCGCUUGAGUCGGCUCACCUCCAUACAUCCCCCGAAUGUGUAACUAAUAAGUUUCUGCUUGAAAAGUUAUGGGUCCUAGAAGUUGUACAGAGAGGAGUGUGGGCCACCAUCCGGGAAGCCUAUCAGCCAGAGGACCUGUCAGUGCCUUAUCAGUUCCAGGUGGGAAACCCCGUCUACAUAAGACGACACUGAACAGGAAACCUUGAGCCUCAGUGGAAAGGACCCUUCAUCGUCCUCUUGACCACUCCCACAGCCGUGAAAGUGGAUGGCAUCUCCUCCUGGGUACACGCUUCACAUCUGAAGAAAGUGCCCCAGCCGGACUCGGAUUGGCAAGUAACUCAGACUGAUAACCCCCUUAAGCUUCGCUUGUGUAGAAAGAACUAUGUUAUUAGUGAUUCUGAUGCUCCUGCUACUUCCAACCCACCAGAACACUAACCCCCAUGAACCCAGGUUACUGACAUGGCAAAUCAUUACCCCAGCUUCUCACCAAGUAGUAGUCCAGUUAACAGAACAGCAUCCAAGGGGGACUUGGUGGCCUACCCUCACUGUAGACAUAUGUACUCUCUUCAAACAAAACCCUUGGCACGGAGGUAGAAUAGGGAGGCGAGGAUGUGGUUCUCAGGCUUCUAUGAAAGAACUCCAAGAUACCUGCUUCUAUGUAUGCCCAGCCCCCUCAACCGAUCGUGCCAAGGUCUCACAGUGUGGUGGGAAGACAGACUUUUUCUGCAAAAAUUGGGGUUGUGAGCAGACUGGGACAUGCUAUUGGCUAACAGGAAAGUCUCCUCCAGGCCUUAUAAAAGUCCAAUGGAACACCACUCGCACCCAAUGCAUGACUAAUCCCACUUGCAACUUAAUUGACAUCCCCUUUACAGAUGCAGGAAAAAAGGUGACAAACUGGGAGAUAGGGUUUAUGUGGGGACUACAACUUUACCAGAAUGGAUAUGAUAAUGGAGUCUUGUUUAUGCUCAGGCUUAAGAUAGAGACCCUUCCAGCUGCCCCAGUAGGACCCAAUUCUGUCCUAAGAGAUCAGCCGCAUCUCCCAAAGCAGACCCUAGUCCUACCAGUGGACUCUGCCACCAUUUCUGCCGCCCCCACCCCUGGCCAAGUAGCCCCAUUUCCUGGCACCGGACAACACCUCCUCAACCUUCUCGAGGGGGCUUUCCGGGUUCUAAACACCACCAACCCUAAUACUACUGAAUCCUGUUGGUUAUGUUUUUCCUCUGGACCUCCUUAUUAUGAAGGAUUGGGGUUGUUGGGCAGUUUUAACAAUACAAUCAGCCAUGAGAUUUGUAGUUGGGACAGCCACAAGACGCUGACUCUGACCAAAGUGACUGGAAAAGGGAAAUGUCUAGGCACAGUUCCUCCCACUCAUAAGAAUUUGUGUAAUGAGACCAUACCCAUAGCCUCCUCGGGUGAAAACAGGUAUCUAGUCCCUCCUCCUGAGGGAUGGUGGGCUUGUAAUACUGGACUGACCCCGGUGUCUCCACCUCCGCCUUCAAUUCCUCCUGUGAUUUCUGUAUUAAUGUCCAGCUAGUGCCUAGGCUGAUGUAUCAUGAUGAUCUCUCAUUUGUAACAGAAUUUGAACCCAGACAGAGAUUUAGAAGAGAACCAGUCUCGCUGACUUUAGCCGUGUUGUUGGGAGUAGGAGUCGCAGCUGGAGUAGGAACGGGGACAGCCGCCAUCAUCCAAGGGAACCAACACUAUGAGGGACUGAGGGCAGCUAUUGAUGAAGAUUUGAGAACUAUAGAGCAAUCUAUUACUAAUCUUGAAGAGUCCCUAACUUCCCUUUCUGAAGUAGUGCUGCAGAAUAGAUGAGGACUAGAUCUACUGUUCUUAAAAGAAGGACGAUUGUGUGCAGCCGUAAGAGAAUAAUGCUGCUUCUAUGCAGACCAUUCCGGAAUAGUAAGGGAUUCAAUGUCUAAACUUAGAGAGAGACUAGAUCAAAGGAAGAGAGAAUGAGAGGCUAGCCAAGCUCUAUUUGAAUCUUGGUUUACUCGAUCCCCAUGGCUUACAACCCUGAUAUCCACCCUGGCAGGACCCUUGCUUAUUUUUGUAUUACUUCUCACUUUUGGUCCCUGUGUUUUAAACCGGCUAAUAUCCUUUGUUAGAGAAAGAGUGAGUACUGUUCAGGUACUAAUGCUGAGACAACAGUGUCAUUCUCUUACACAGCAAGAAGAAACGAGCAUUCCGUGAUUGGAAUGUCUAAAAAGAAAAGUGAGGAAAUGUAGAAUCUAAGCAUUUAGUGAAGAGAGCAGGUUAGCUUAAGCACAGCCAUCUUAAGAGCCCAGAAGCCAUUUUCUGAAUAUGUGACUUAGAAAGGCCGUGAAAAACAAGUUAAUCAAUGAUGAGCACCGACAGCAGUGACCUUUAGUCAGUUAACCUCGUUUGGGUUACUCAUACAUACCAAGCUUAUCUUGCUAAACCACCCUAACAUGAUCUUAACUUGCUAAACUCCCAGGAUGUGACACCAGCUUGAAAAGUUAUGUGCUUAUGGAAAAAUACUGUCUUUUUGAACAUGCUAUAUAAACCCCUGGCUUUGAGUGCUUGGGGUCCUUGUUGAAACCCGCUGCAUCAGGCUGACACUUGGACCCCAGCUAGCUGGUUCCUGAAUAAAGCCCUCUUGCUUGCUGCAUCAAGAGACGUCUUCCGUGAGUGAAUUGGGGUGGCGUUCUCAUUUGACCAGAUCCAACAGGAGGUCUCAGCAUCCCAAGACCUGAAAAGUGAGGCCUGUUUUCAGACAUCUCCAAUAACAGGGAGGAGGAUGGAAGUCCUGUCUCAGCUUCCUAGCUUAGAGCCUAGGAGGAAUAGAAAGGCAAGGAGAAUGGCUUAUGAGAGGAGAACAGUGAAGAAGGUGCAAGUGCAGAGGAAAUGGGAGAAUAGGAUUCUAGGGUAAAGAUUUUUCAGGGAAACUUUGGUCUCUAUAUUUGCUGAGUCUCAAUUGGUUAAGGUUUUGGCUGUAACUAAAGGUGCCAGGGUAAAGGUGGAUGAAGGGAAGAGAGGCAGUUUUUAACUGAGCUCUUAGAGUCAUUAAAAGGGAGUUGUCUGUCCAGGCAAACCUCUUAGGGAUCUGGGAGCCUUGUCAGGGGACACCAGGAGGUUAUUAAGUUCCCUGGGGAGCAUCUCGGGUUGCCUGGGCUGAGGGAGCCAGCUGUGAAGGAAAAAAACUGUUGUGCUGAGAAAGAGGUUUGGCCCUAGGUUAUGGUGCUCCUGCAGGCUGCAGGAUAGGCCAGAGAGGUGAGUUCUCAGUGGGAGGUCAGGAACUGCAGAUCCCAGAGUAAAAGUCUGUUUCCCUCUAAAUGGAAAAUAGAUAAAAUAGAGCAUAUGUGAUGACAGAACUUGGUGCAAAAGGAACAAAUUGUCAUAGAAUAUAAGUGAGUGAUAAAGCUCUUAGCUUCUGCAGGGAGCCAUUGGAGAAGAGGAAAGGGAGAAAUUUCCUGGCUUCUCUGAGUGACAUUCCCUAGGACCCAAUGGUGACCUGCCUCCUAGGGAGGGGUUCCCCGCAAGGCAAGCACAUGUGGGUGCUGCCUCCAGCCCGGUCUAGUGAACAUCUCAUGACCAAGGGAGAAAAUGCAGGCACGGUGGAAACCAGGCAACCUCGUGCACGAGCCAAGGUAGGAAAAUUGGGUGGUAAGUAUUGCCUUGGUGGUUGGCAUUUUUCAGAGGUCAACUGUGUGUGGCUGAGAUGUGUCCUAAAUACAAAGCGAGUGUGGAGUUCCUAUCCGCGUUUCCAUUCUCCUGUGGGGAAAAUGGCCAGAGACGGAUGAAGCAAAUCUUGGGGUGUGUGCAAGAAACUUCCAUUAUGGGGAGUUGAGUACACAGGGAUCUCAGACACAGGGACUUCUUGAAAGAUGGGAAAAUCAAAUUGUGGCCUAGGGAAGCAGGGCAAGAGAACCAGACGAGCUCCCUUGGAAUUCCCCCAAAUAGCCUGCUGGACUGAAGGUUAUGGUACUAGGGGGACGCAUCCUGUACCAGGUUAAGGGCAAACAGAAGAUAAUCAAAUUUUGCUGUUUUGUCUGGAUUAAAGUUAGAUCAGAUGAAAACUGGCUUUGCCAGGUUUAAGUUGUUUUUUUUUAUAGUAAUAAAGCCUCCAGUUCACCUGAGGAAUCUUGGUUACCAAGGGCGCUUCCUCUAUUACCCCUCAAUACCAGAGAAGGGAAAGCGAAGGAGGAGGAACUACAAGAGACUUCCCAGAACAAGCCCUGGUGUUGGGAGAGCAUUGCGUGUUUUCCUCAGUCCCUGUCCCGGCCACAGCUGCCUUGGAGAGUUGAGGGGUGGGGACACGGCGGUGAGGCAGAGUAAAAGUUUUGUUUGGAGUUAUUCGGGGAGAAAGUGCAGGCCGCCUCGGCAGGGAGGGACGCCCUGGAAGGUGGGAGAGAGAAAGUUUUAAGUUAAAAACUUGUGCACUUUGAGGGUGCCGGUGGCCUUGGAGAGAGGAGUGCCCCAGGGGUUGGGGGUUCCCUUUUUAAGGAUUCUUUAGGAGUGUGGCUGGCACCUGGAGGUGUAGACUUGUUAGGUGGUCUCAAGUAUCUUUGAUAGGACAUUAUAUUUCUUAUCAGUCCUCUGGGUAAUUCUGCAAAAUUAGCUUAACACAAGAAAUUUACUGCUUUAGUCCCCUCCCAGUAUAUCAGCUUCCGGGUUUGGGAGCAUAUCAGGACUGGCUGCCCUUCUUCCAAGGGGGGCAGGGUUAUCUGUUUGCUAAUGAGUAAGUUGAGAGUCUAGCUUCUUGACCUCCUGGGUAUUAAAAUGCAGUCUUUGGGAUGAAAUCCUUCCUGCAUUUUGCUAUGUUGUUUACAGCUGCACCUGCCUGCAGAAUUGAUUGCCUGGGUUGCAGACUAUUUGAUUGGAGUUUGAGGGGGAAAAAAUAGGAUAUAGGUAAAGUAAAAAAAAGAGAAGCUGGGCCUGUAUGAUUAACAUAAUAAAGACAAGCUAUGUUCAGGUACCCUUCUUUAUCUGAGGAAUAUUCAAACAUUCCAGGCCAAGUUGCUACUGUUGUUUUGAGCUUUAAUUAAUUAGCUCUGGCUCUUUUUAGUGGACUUACCUGGCCUUUUUGUCUUUCCACCCCACUCAUAUCUAUUUAACAUUGGGACCCACUUUCUUGUCUCCCUCCCUGUGGGUAAAAUUGUAACAUUUCCAGAAUAUCUCACCUGGCUUUGGUACAUCUGCAUAUCAACAGGCAGUUAGAGGUGGAAAGAAGAAUGGCUGUAGAGCAUUUACAUCUUUCCUCAGGGGUGUAGAGAAGUUCAUUUCCAUAUCUAUGGGUAAUUAUGUGGGCAAUGGAGGGCUUAUCUGUACCUGAGAGAUGAGGGGGAGGGCCGGUUUUUGUCUGAUGCUGGAGCCUGAAAGAAACAGCCCCAGACUACAGCUUGUGAGCAAUAAAUGGAUUUUAACUUUAUUUCUCCCUUUGACUGAUUUCAGUUUUUAGAGGUAUUUUGCCCCAGGAUUUCCUCUCCCCAUACUUAACAAUAUAAGAAGGACUUAAGAGUUUCCCCUUGCCUUCUGGGGAGUCCACCAGGAAUCCCAAGGUGUUUCCAUUGAGAGAAGUCCCACUAGGACAAGGGGGAAAUUUGUUACUGUUCCCCUCAUGGGUACUGAGGUGAAAAGUUUUAAGCAUUGCUAGAAGAUCUCCUUGGCCUGGUGGACCAACUAGAUCAAUUCCUGGGAACUAAUAUAUAUACUUACGUUGAACUGAUGUCUGUAAGGCUGGAGGCACCAGUGGAAGGGGUGAGCCUGCUGGACAAGCUCAGGCCUCACCAAACAAGGUGAGGAGACCAAUGGUUCUGGUCUGACAACAUUCCAGAAACUGAUCAGAUAACAUUCCUAACUAGAGCCCUUCCCAGGUAACUAUCCAGUACCUAGCUAAAAGCCAAUGAGAGAUGCCCACGUACCCUAGGCAAGCCAAUCCUCUUGCCACUGUAUACCUUUGCUCUCCCUCCCCCUUCCUUCUUUAAAAACUUGCUGCCUGCCCUGCUGGGUGUGACUUCCCCAGCCUCCAUUUCUGCAGACUGGGAAACCUCACAUGGAGACUGCGCUCAAAUAAACUACCUGGCCCUUUGUUGCCUCUCUUUACUUGCUUACUUCGGCUAGAAUUUAUAUUACAUUUGGUGCCAAAAUCCUGGGAAAGAGUGUGAGCGUGGGGCCCCGACCGGCCACCGGUGGCCCUGCCCCCUCCUUCUCUGACCCAGGACCUCAGUCUGCUCUCUGCUGCGUGGACUAUUUUCCAGUGUGUCCCUCAGUUUCCCCCGAUCUGUCUCCCUUGCUAACUCCAUUUCACCUGAUCCAUUCAAAAUCGUACGUACAUCCAGGUUAGGGCAUUCGGCUCACUCUCUGUGGGCUUCCAGCCUGCCCCUGGCCCUGUGGUGUGGGAGACAUCCCUAUCCCAGGCCCCAGGAUGUCUACAGGCAUGAGGCCCACCCCUGGCCCUGUGGUGGGGGAGACAUCUCUCACCCAGGCUCCCAGGAUAUCUCCCCUGACUUGGUGCACUUGAGAUGCUGAGUGCUUCUCACAGCGGGAUUAGUUGCGGGGUGACACAGACAUGGGGAACCAGCACUUGAAAGCAGAGGCUCAGACCCUGCUGCGGUGUCUCAUUUCUAAUUUGGCUACUCUAUAUUUGUCCCGGAAAGUUUGCAAAUGGAAGCUGAUCUUUCUUUGCUCUGAGGCCGGGCCUCAGUAUCCCUUGGACAACCAAUCUCUCUGGCCCCCUGAGGGAACUUUCGAUUUUGGCCUCCUCACCGACUUGACUAAUUAUUGCCACCAGAGUGGAGAGUGGAGUGAAAUCCCAUAUGUGCAGGCUUUUUGGACUUUUUGCUCCCACCAAGACCUUUAUGUUAAGUGUUCAACAACUCAAGUUCUCCUGGCCCAAUCUCCAGUCAAAGAUUGUCAGCCUCUUACUCUGCCCAGUCCUUCUUCCUUUUCAGAUCCACCAGAGGACCUCUGUCUCCCACCUCUCUCACCUCGCUACAGACAAGAAGCUAAAAAGGAAGAAAGCGAUUAAAUAUCAGUUGCUCAAAUCUUAAUAUCUGUUUGCCUGUCUGUGUAUAUGUUUUUAUAUGUAAAGUGUUGCUAACUGUAGUUGUUAUGUCUCAAUUUGUAUAUUUGUCUGUCUAAGUGUGUAAAUGAAAAAGAUUUUUUUACCUCCGGAUGGUAUUAAUAGAAUUGAUUUAAAGACAAGUGCUUGUGAAAAAUGGGCAUUCUAAAACUUCCAGAAAAUUCUAACAGAAAAUAUUAAGCAUUAAUGCUAAUUUAGGUUGAACUGAAAUGGACGUGUCCUUAUGAUUAUCAGCUGCCUGAGUUUACCUAAAGUCAUUUAAGUUGAUGUUAUUGUAGGACCCCAACCUCCCUGAGAAAUAAGUUAGCCUAAGAGUAGCCAUCUUGAAGCCCAAAAAGCCAUUCUGAUAUAUGACUCAGAGGGAACAACUGAAACCAGGUAACUCCUCUGGAAAAACAAGUUAAUCAAUCA
Messenger RNA from Manis javanica (Malayan pangolin), 12431 nucleotides. The record is from RefSeq and is a predicted model, not a curated record. NCBI's taxonomy places the organism in Eukaryota, Metazoa, Chordata, Mammalia, Pholidota, Manidae.